UGUUCCGAUAAAGGUGUUUGUUUAUGUGUGAGAGAGAGAAAAAGAUCUGAAAGUGCAGAGAGCUCUGUUUCUGGUUCUUAGCUUAAAUUUCAGCAUUCUCUGAAAUUACAUUUGUUACUAAUCAUUCUUCAAUCCAUCCCCAUAUUCUGAAUUCACUUUUUCUCAAUUUCUAACUUUGUUUCAUAAAAAUUCCAGCAAAAAUGUUGCACACCAAGUCUGAAUCGGACAUAACCAGCUUAGCACCAUCUUCACCAUCCAGGUCUCCAAAACGGCCAGUUUAUUACGUUCAGAGCCCAUCAAGGGAUUCUCAAGAUGGAGAUAAAUCAGCAUCCAUGCAAGCAACACCCAAUUUCAACAGUCCAAUGGAAUCCCCAUCUCACCCUUCGUUCGGCCGGCACUCUAGGAACUCGUCGGCGAGUAGAUUUUCCGGGAUAUUCCGGUCGUCUUCCGGUAGGAAAGCGGGGAGGAAGAGGAGUAACGAUAAGGGUUGGCCUGAAUGUAACGUGAUAAUGGAAGAAGGGAAGUAUGAUGAGUUUGAUGAUGAUGAUAAAGCUUUUACUAGAAGAUGUCAAAUUAUUAUAGCUUUUAUUAGUUUCUUUCUUUUGUUUACUGUCUUUUGCCUUAUUAUUUGGGGAGCUAGCAGACCUUUUAAGGCUCAGGUUUCUGUUAAGAGUUUGUCUAUGGAUAAUAUCUAUGUUGGAGAAGGUUCGGAUUCAACUGGAGUUCUCACAAAGAUGAUGACCAUGAAUGGAACAUUAAGGAUUAGUGUAUACAAUCCUGCUACAUUCUUUGGAAUUCAUGUUAGUUCUACACCCAUCAAUCUUCUCUACUCCGAUAUCCCUGUCGGAACUGGUCAGUUAAAGAAGUACUUUCAGUCGAGAAAGAGCCACAAGAUCGCUGUAGUGAAUAUACAAGGGACAAAGGUUCCAUUAUAUGGGGCGGAUGCGACUUUAGUUGCUUCAACCAAAGACGGAAUUCAAGUCCCUUUAACGUUGGAGUUUGAGAUUCGGACAAGAGGAAACGUGGUUGGAAAAUUGGUCAGGACUACCCACAAGAGGAAGGUUUCUUGUGAGGUGAUUAUCGAUUCAACAAGCAACAAACCCAUCAAAUUCAAGAAGGAUGCUUGUUCUUACAAUUGAAGAUAAUCCUUCAAUUGUACAAGAAUUCAUGUUGGAUAUACAAUUUUCUCUUUUCUAGUUUGCUGGAUUGGUAAUUUGUGUGUAUAUUACUUCUUCUUCUUCUUCUUCUUCUUCUUCUUCUUCCUUAAAACUGAAAUGAAUAAUGUUGUUUGAAGCA
Molecule: messenger RNA, 1296 nt
Organism: Impatiens glandulifera
Lineage: Eukaryota; Viridiplantae; Streptophyta; Magnoliopsida; Ericales; Balsaminaceae
Exons: 4
Coding region: 201-1139 (312 amino acids)
Source: RefSeq, a predicted model, not a curated record